CAAAGGUAGUUAAAAUAUGGAGUAUUACCCAAAACAAAGGAAAGAACAACCAACACAUUACACAUCUUCAACAAAUGGAUUCAACAGCAAAUAUGGCUAAUAGAAACAGCCAUGGCUCCUCGGAAGUUACAAUCCUUUACAAUUGCAUGAUAGUCACCAUGGAUUGUGAGCUCCGAGUAUUCGAAAAUGGCGCCAUCGUCAUUCAAGGAGAUAAAAUCAUAUCAAUUGGAAAAUCCGAUGAUAUUCUUCACAUCCAUAGCUCUGUUACCGCCUCGUCCUCGAUUCAUGAUCUCCAUGGCCAAAUCUUACUCCCUGGGUUUGUGAAUACGCAUGUUCAUACAUCGCAGCAGUUGGGGAGAGGAAUUGCGGAUGAUGUUGAUCUGAUUACUUGGUUGCAUCAUCGGAUUUGGCCUUAUGAGUCUCAUUUGACUGAGGAAGAUUCAUUCAUUUCUACUUUACUUUGUGGAAUUGAGCUCAUUCACUCCGGAGUGACUUGCUUUGCAGAAGCAGGAGGGCAGAAUGUCUCUGGAAUGGCUAGAGCAGUAGAGGUACUUGGGUUACGAGCAUGUUUAACAAAAUCCAUUAUGGAUUCUGGUGAGGGUUUGCCGGCUUCAUGGAGUGCUCAAACUACUGAUCAGUGUAUUCAGUCUCAGAAAGAACUUUUUGAGAAGCACCAUGAUACUGCUGAAGGAAGAGUUAGAAUAUGGCUUGGAAUUCGGCAAAUUAUGAACUCAACUGACCGCUUGCUAAUGGAGACUAGAGACCUUGCUAAAGAAUUGAACACUGGGAUUCACAUGCAUAUUGCUGAGAUUCCAUAUGAGAAUCAAGUUGUUGUUGACACACGAAAAGUUGAUCAUGGAACAGUGACGUUUUUGGAUAAAAUUGAGUUUUUACAAAGUAAUCUAUUGGCAGCCCACAGUGUUUGGGUCAACGACGAUGAGAUUGGUUAUCUUUCAAGGGCUGGGGUGAAAGUCUCUCAUUGUCCUGCUGCUGCAAUGCGGAUGCUUGGAUUUGCUCCUGUAAAGAAAAUGCUUGAUGCUGGUGUUUGUGUCUCUCUAGGAACAGAUGGUGCACCAUCAAACAAUAGAAUGAGCAUUGUUGAUGAGAUGUACCUAGCUUCACUGAUAAAUAAAGGAUAUGAAGCUUUUGUGACUGGGACAACUGAUCCUACAGCUCUCCCAUCUGAAGUAGUCCUUAGAAUGGCAACCAUAGAUGGUGCUAGAACUGUUCUAUGGGACAAUGAGAUUGGAUCGCUUGAAGUUGGAAAGAAGGCUGACAUUGUCAUUGUUGAUCCUCACUCAUGGACUAUGACUCCAGUUAAUGACUGCAUUUCCAGCCUUGUCUAUAGCUUACGAACUGAAAAUAUUGUUUCCGUUAUCUGCAAUGGAAAGUGGAUCAUGAAAGACAAGAAGAUCUUGAAUGUGGAUGAGGAAGAAGUCAUACUAAAAGCAAAGAAAGCUUCAAAAGAAGUUUUGGAGAGGGCUGGUAUUACUAUUCCAAAGAGAAUGAAAAUGAUCUGAUCGACUCCUUUAAAGAAGGCUGCCUUCUUGUGCAAAUAUCAGUUUCUUUAGAAAUUUAUUUAUGUUUCAUUCAAUAUGGAGUACCAUUCAUGAGUCUUGUUCCUUGAAUGAGUUCUUGAUCUGAA
Amaranthus tricolor (Joseph's coat) is the source of this 1645-nucleotide messenger RNA. RefSeq lists its product as uncharacterized. Lineage: Eukaryota; Viridiplantae; Streptophyta; Magnoliopsida; Caryophyllales; Amaranthaceae. The record is from RefSeq and is a predicted model, not a curated record. Gene Ontology annotation, molecular function: hydrolase activity, acting on carbon-nitrogen (but not peptide) bonds. The transcript has 10 exons. The coding region runs from base 75 to 1520 and encodes 481 amino acids.